Molecule: messenger RNA, 1427 nt
Organism: Onychostoma macrolepis
Lineage: Eukaryota; Metazoa; Chordata; Actinopteri; Cypriniformes; Cyprinidae
Exons: 2
Coding region: 407-1264 (285 amino acids)
Cellular component (GO): nucleus
Molecular function (GO): transcription regulator activity
Source: RefSeq, a predicted model, not a curated record
CAAUCAGCUGAGUUCUUUCCCCGUUGAUUCUACAGUGUAGCGAGAUUCUCUUCUCGUGCCUCAGUACAGACGCGAUCGGUCGCGUAGUUUUGCGCAAAAUAAUGUUUAGAAUUUGGACCAGAAGCUCAACGCGAAGUUCGGCGACCGAUUUAAACAAGCGUAAAUCUUACUUUUAUCAGUCAAGAGAAUGUAGCGGUCAUUCGAGGAUCUUGGGUAAAUUAAUUUCGUAGUUCCAUAUAGACAGAGCCAGCACUUUACCAAGUAAGAACUAGCUAACUGGCUAAUUCAUUGCGCAUCACUGCGAGCUUAGCCGCGGGGGCUAGCGGUGCGCGCGCACGUCUGCGAGAGUAGUUGGUUGUAAUAAACGCUAAACAACGAAGCAACUGGUUGAGCCGAACAUAAUGGUAUGGGUCAAAGGGACAUCACAGCUUUCGAGGCGUCCAUGAAAAGAAAAAACGGAGUUCCCACUGUCUCUAUGUGUCGACUGGAUGUGGAGUCCGCUGUUGUGAAGAAGGAAGUUGAGCCCGCCGGAGGAGAUGGUGCCCUUUCCUCGUCAAGGUACAUGUUGGGCCGGGGGGUGAAACGUAAGCUAAGCACAUGUGAGGACCCUGCCCAGGACUUGCCAUAUCCUCAGCAGAGGCAGCUGGUGCUGGACUUGUGUCUAGACAAGCUACAAAGCUGCCAGCAGCGUGCUGAACCCUGCCUGCACCGUUCGGUCCUGCUGGCCAACACCCUCCGCCAGAUUCAGCAGGAGAUGAGACAAGAGGGGGAAACCUGUGUGCCACCAGCCCCGCUCGGCCCCUCGCUCCCUCAUGCCUCCACCCCACGCCACUUCCCCGACCUGCCACCUGUGCCCUUAGACUGUCCUCCACCCCUAACCGGAGCACUCUCCCCUUCAUUCCCCCUCACGACGGCUGAGGAUGAGGAGGUCCAGUUGGGCAGCACUGAAAAUGAGACCGUUUUGCCAUCCCUCGCUGGUGAGGACGACACAAGGUCGUCAGAUUCGCUUUUCGGCUCUUUUGAGAUUACUAAUUCCACCAGCUACUUGACAGACUUGCCGUUGGAUGACAUCUUUGAAGACAUCGACACGUCGAUGUACGACGACUCUGAUGUUUCUGUCCUGGCGUUUCCUGCGCAGAGAAGCAGCGGGGUGGACGAUGGCCUCAAGACCUUUUCCAGCUGCACAUCCAACAGCAGCCUACAGCUCUGUCUCUCAGACAUCAACGACCUGGACCACAUCAUGGAGAUCCUGGUGCGCUCCUGAACCACGGCUUGCACCACAGUGUCCUCAUUCAGCCAUCCCAGUGUUUUCUAUGGGAAAUGAAUAAUACAAUGUGUUUUCUUUUAAAAAAACAAAAAACAAAUAUUUGAUCUAUUUUUAUACAAAGGACUGAUAUAUUUAUAUAUAAUAAAAGGAAACUGCCUGA